CAUUCAGAAGCAAAAUUAAUUUCUAAUUUCUAAUUCUUUAAAAUAAUAAAAAAAAAUAAAAAAAAAGGGAGGAAAGAAAAAUGGGGUGAACUAAAACAGGGAAAAAGAGGAGGAGUAAGCGAGUGAGGAGGAAGAGGGAAGAGGUAGUUUGAGAAGGGCAAAGAACAAGGAGAGGAGAGUUGAGGAGGGUUGAUGCUCUCUUUCCGUUAAAGAUUCAAUUACUAGUAUUUCAUCAGUGACUCAUAAGCAGUCGUAUACGUUUUUUUUUUUUUGGUUUAAUUUCAUUUCAAUGUAGUCCCGCCAAAGCCAAACAACCACAAACAGUUUUUUUUAUCAGAUUUAAGAUUGCUUUUAGUGCCCAAUCAAAAUUGGAUGAAUCGCAGCAGAUGAUGGUUUGGUGUUGCUCUCAGAAUCUGAGAGAUGGGAUUCACGCUUGUAUUCGCGAUUAUGAUAGGCUCCAAUAUGUGGCCGUCCUCCUCAUUUACAUCCAAAUUGGGUGCGCCUUGAUCGGAUCCCUGGGCGCAUUGUACAACGGAGUGUUGCUGAUCGAUUUGGGCAUAGCGUUGUUCGCUUUGGUGGCCAUCGAGAGCAGCAGUCAGAGCUUAGGCCGAACCUACGCCGUCUUGCUCUUCUGCGCCAUUCUGCUGGACAUUUCGUGGUUCAUCCUCUUUUCCCACGAUAUUUGGAACAUAUCGUCGGAGAGUGAGAGUCAUGGAAUGCUGUUCAUCUUCUCAGUCAGACUAACGCUGGCAAUGGAAAUCAUAGGGUUUUUUGUGAGGUUGUGGUCGUCCCUGUUAUGGAUUCAAAUAUAUAGGCUGGGGGUUUCUUAUGUAGACAGUGGUGCAGGUCCACGAGACCCCGAUUUCGAUUUGAGAAAUAGUUUUCUAAACCCUGCAACUCCAUCCAAUUCCAUACUUAGACAAUGCUCUCACAAUGACAGUGAUGACGUUUUAGGAGGCGCCAUCUAUGAUCCUGCUUAUUACUCUUCUCUCUUUGAAGACCGUCAACAACACAAUAGAAAUUCUUUUCUUGGUCAUAAUGAUGCUAUUAGUGGAAAUGAAUCUGCUUCUGGUGCUGACGCUUCUCAGCUGAAGUUCUCUCCCGUCAGGACUCUUCAGGCUAUUGAUGAGGAGAAUGCUACAAAAGUGCCUCAGACUGUUUGAAUUCAAGCAUGAUAUCUGUGAAAAACUCAGCUUAGUAUCACCACUUCCGUAUAUUUUGUUUUGAGGCUUCCUUUAUUUAUCGGGGCUGGCUUAGGAUAUGCAUGGAGUGGGGUUGUACAGGUUCCCACUUUGUCAUUCUUUUCCCAGGAUGUGGCUGCAACACUUUUGAGUUAGAAAGGCGAAUGCUUUAUUUAUCCUGUAAGAAAUAGAGUGAAGGCUAUUUGAGAAGCAGUUCUGAAUUCGUAAUUUUUAUAGUAAGCCAAGGUUAUUCUCUUAGCUCGAAGGUCAAGAUCAGAAUCCAAGCCUGGCACAUGGGUAUGACUGCUCUGUUGAACAUGUUUUGCAUUUGGCUUGUUGGCUGUAGUUUAGGCAAAGGGGCUUGACAUUGGGAUGCCAUCUGAUGUGCAAGGAUGUGUCUAGGUUCCAUUGGUAAUAUCCAUCCUACUUGAUGAGCCCAGUUUAAAGUGGUAUAAGAGUUGGCUGGAAAAUUCUUUAGAAAGCAAGAACCAAUACUGCACCGUUUUUCCUUUUCCUUUUUGACAGAUUUGUGAGGAUGUUUUUACGCUCUAUUAAAUGGAAUGAGUUAUUCUUUUUCAAGCUUGUUCAUUUGUAGCUUAGGUAGUGCGGUAUAGGCAAAUGUAGCCUAAUUGGGUGAAUUCUAGCCCUCACCAGCCUAGUUGAGUUGAUAAAGCGGAUUCGAAUCUUAAAAAUCUGUGUAAAUUCAGGUUUGAUUUAACUCGAUUCAAUGAAAUUAAAAGUCU
This is a messenger RNA of Theobroma cacao (cacao), 1924 nucleotides long. RefSeq lists its product as uncharacterized. NCBI's taxonomy places the organism in Eukaryota, Viridiplantae, Streptophyta, Magnoliopsida, Malvales, Malvaceae. The record is from RefSeq and is a predicted model, not a curated record.